Messenger RNA from Sycon ciliatum, 3353 nucleotides. Its product is annotated as H(+)/Cl(-) exchange transporter 7-like. Lineage: Eukaryota; Metazoa; Porifera; Calcarea; Leucosolenida; Sycettidae. The transcript has 29 exons. Gene Ontology annotation, cellular component: membrane; intracellular membrane-bounded organelle. Gene Ontology annotation, molecular function: voltage-gated chloride channel activity. The coding region runs from base 486 to 2846 and encodes 786 amino acids. The record is from RefSeq and is a predicted model, not a curated record. Gene Ontology annotation, biological process: transmembrane transport; chloride transport.
GAAGGUGAGUUCCUUCCUCAAGAAUUGAACUCCUUGCGACCCAGCUCUCAGCGUCUUGCACUUGCAGGCAAUGUUUCCUGCAAGUGUUCGUGGCGCAGUGGAACUGGGCAACCAGCUGCUUCAAUCUGUUUUUUUUUUCAGCGCAGAGACCAGCAUCCUUGCGAUUUCGUGCUUUUGAAAUACGGCAACUCCGCGUGUGUACUUCGCUCCAAAUCGUGGAAAAUGAGGAACCAUUCAUUGAUAGAAAGGUUGUUACCUCGUCCGAGUAUCCCUUUCGUGCUCGGGCAAUACCUGCGGCCGGUCACAUCAGCUGUGCACGGUCCCUUUCUCUGGAAACGUCGUCACGGAGGCUCUUCAUUCUCUUCUCAUUACUAGUGUUGUGGCCCUACGUGUCGAGCGACUUUGAAAAGUCCGAGCACUGGAAAUGAUAUCCCCAGGUGCUCCGUGCUGAGCGCCGCCACAGUAUUGAUCAACCACGAAGCGGAAUGGAGUGCGGUGCGCUCUGCCAGUACGCGUCGUUGCCGGAGUACGAGAGUCGUGAUUAUGAGGAGAUCAACAGCAAGCUAGCGAGACAAGAAGCUCUAGAAUACGAUAAAUGGCAAACUCGCUUGAAGUCGUUUUACCGCUGGGUGAUGUGCUUCAUGAUCGGUGCCGUGACGGCGAUGGUCUACAUGGGAGUGAACACAGCGACGGAACAUCUUGGAGACGCAAAGUUCGAUCUUUUGGAGCAGUAUGUUGAUGAUGGAAAACUGGCCGCAGCUUUUUUUUUCAAUUUGGCUGUAGCUCUCGCACUCAUCCUGUUCGGUGUGACUAUUGUACUCAUGGAGCCGGCCGCAGCGGGGUCCGGGAUCCCAGAGGUGAUUGGCUUCCUGAACGGAUCAGCGCCGGCGCGAUUGAUGAGCUGGACGACGAUGGUGGGCAAGGUCAUCGGUGUUAUCUGUGCUGUUGGCGCUGGUCUCUGUGUGGGACCGGAGGGUCCAACUAUCCACAUUGGAGCUCUUCUCGGAGUUGGCAUCCUGAACUUCUGCAUUUUCAUCCUGGAUCGAUUCAAGAAGGACCAUUUCCUGAAGUCGCUGAGAAACGACGUCGACGAGAGAGGCUUUGUGUCAUGUGGUGCAGCCGCAGGCAUCGCAGCCGCUUUCCACGCCCCGAUUGGUGGUGUCCUGUUCUGUCUGGAAGAGGCCAUCUCAUUUUUCACCAGCAAGAUGAUCUCCCGCGUGUACUUGACGUGUGCAGUGGCCUACUAUGUAUUGUACUUCCUGGAAGACGGAUCUGCUCGGUUUGACAGCAGUACGUUCACGGAGUUUCAGCUGGAUCUGACCUGCCACAUCAGCUACUAUGCCCAGGAUAUCUUCUGGUUCGCUGUGCUGGGUGUGCUAGGCGGGUUGUUUGGCAGCAUCUUCAACAUGCUGGUUAUCAACGUCACUAAACUGCGUAUCAAGUUCAUCAACCCCAAGGGCUACCGCCGUGUGUUGGAGGCAGUUGGUAUUGUCUUGAUCACCACUAUUGUUGUCACAUUCGUCCCCUUCAACUACGGAUGCAGCCUACCAACGGAGCUGACUAAGCACACGACUUCAGUUUUCAACCGGACAUACUACGACAACCAUGAAGUGUGCAUGACAAGCACUAUUUGGUCCAAUCUGAGCGGCACGGCCUGCCCUGAAUGCUACAACCACACAAAGAGUGACUGGGAUGUGGCGUACGCACACGAUAGUGACGACUGGAGAGAGAGAAUUGCUGACUUCCUGGAGGAUCAGAAUAUUCGACGGGGUGGUUGCCCCAAGGGACAGUACAACGAGAUGGCCACUCUCUUCUAUGUUAGUGGCCAUAAUGGUGUGGGAAACCUCUUCAAACAGGGAGCCUAUGACUACUUACAUGCAGGCACGAUAAUUGGCUUCGGAGUGCUCUACUUCAUCCUGGCCGGUAUAACCGCUGGCAUGAGCAUUGCGUCUGGUCUCGUUGUGCCAAUGCUGACCAUAGGUGGAUGUCUGGGCCGAGUGUGGGGAAUAUUCAUCAAUGAAUACGUCAAGGAACGCAACGGUGAGCAUGGUGCUGACCCGGGUACCUGGGCAAUGCUCGGCGCCGCGGCCUUCUGGAGUGGCAGCGGUCGUGUGACCGUCACCAUCGCUGUUAUCAUGCUGGAAAUCACCGGCAAAUUCCGUUUCCUGCCGGCAAUCAUGGUCACAGUUAUUUUCGCCAAGUGGAUCGGUGAUUGGCUGACUCAUGGCUUGUAUCAUGAGCUGCUUCACGUCAAGCACAUUCCAUUCCUGUCCGAUGCCGUGCCAAAGAGAAUGUGGUUCAGAGUCUUUGCCAAGGACAUCAUGGUGAGAGACAUGAUCACGUUCCGGCCUGUCGAGGACGUGUCUCGCAUCCGCCAGGUGCUGGAGGACAAGGCUCACAAUCACAACGGAUUCCCAGUUACUAGCGAGUCCGACGGAGAGGACGCCCUACUGCUUGGUGUUAUCUUGCGCACUCAACUGGAAGAGCUUGUUUCCGGCACGUCUAGUUUGCAGGUGGACAUUGGUCGGGUCAUGAACGAAACUCCGUCGACAGUUAUCACUGACACCACCUUUCCCAAGACAUUCCAUCUGUUCCGUGCCAUGGGUGUACGUCAUCUGAUGGUGGUGGAUCGUAACUAUCACCUGCAUGGUCUCAUCACACGGAAGGACGUUGAGCACGCGCUGCACCACAGCAAGGACAAGAAGAACAAGCACGAACACGACGGUGGAGCCGGCAAAUUCCACGAGAGUCCAGACGUUGAGGCAAGUCUGGCCUACGCUGGAGAUAGCAAUGGCGGGGAGAAGUCAACUCAACUCAGCUCACCCUUGUUGGAGGGUGAAAAUUGAUUUGGUGAUUCUGUCUAUAAAUAGGUCUGCAGCCGGGUUUGCUAGAAUUACUUUGUGAAGUGUAAACACCCUCUUUAAAUUUGUCAAGCCUAGUUUAGAUAACACAUGCUCCCCAUUUACCUUUUUUUAUCAAAUUUUGGUGCAAAAAUGAUGUUGUAAUGGCAGUUGCCAAAUGUCCUGUUCAUGAACACAGAAAGCCAAAUGAUUACCACAAGCCAUAUUCCAGCAGUGUCCUAUAUUUGCCAAGCUUCACUUACAUGCACAUGCAGCAUGUUAUUCUGUCCUCAUCAGGCGAUAUCUGCCUCACAUCAUCAGGCGAUAUCUGCCUCACAUCAUCAGCUGGAGACCUGCUUGCUGGCAGAAAAGAUUCCUCUUAGAUUCUAUGGAGAACUUAUAUUAUUGAAAGGCGCAUUAUAAUGCCGAUAAUAGUAUUUAGCCACAUUCGAAUUUUACUAAAAUGUUUCUAAGUUCAAGAAUUUUGCCUGAUUUUUGAGGCAUACAAUUUGG